UACAUAUUAAAAAUUGUAAAACCUUUUACAAUUAACUUUUAGUUUUAUUUAUUUGUAAAUGAAUAAUUGUUUUUUAAUUUCAUAAUGUAUUUAAUGACGUUUUGUCUCUCCAGAAUAUAUUGGAUUCCAUUUUAAAUUUUUCUUGCGGCUUCAUUUGUAACAAAUUUUUUCAUCUUUUCAUUUUGUUUGCUCAAAUAUGUCUUACUUUUCUAAGGGGCUUUCCACAUUUAGGCCAAUUUCUAACACCUGUUUCAGCUAUAACAAACUUGGCCUUAAUGACUUAAACUGUAUACAGACCCGUAAUUUUGGAAGCGGUGACAUCCAGGCAGUUGCCGCAAGGAUUAAAUCUGUGAAGUCAAUUCAGAAGAUUACUAAGGCAAUGAAGAUGGUUGCAGCCUCAAAGCUUAGAGCCGAUCAGAGAAGACUUGAAAUAGGACGCCCUUUUUCUCAACCUUCACAAGAUGUGUUGAACUUACUUCCAAUCUCAACUACAGAAACGGGCCAUAAGGACACAGCCCUGGUAAUAAUGGCCUCAGAUAAGGGUUUGUGUGGUGGCAUUAACUCUUCAGUCGCCAAGGCUACACGUAAUUUGCUUCAAAACGUUGACUCACAGUCGUCAGCGUAUUCUUUAUAUAUUAUCGGAGAGAAGGCGAGAAGCGCCCUUCAGAGAAACUAUCAAAAAAUGUUCAAAAACGUAUUCACUGAGCUUACCAAGACGCCAUUUAACUAUGCAAAAGCAGCGUACAUUGCAGAGCUUCUUCGUAACGGGAACCAUGACAAUAUUAAAAUUAUUUAUAAUCAUUUCAAAUCAGUAAUAAGCUACGAAACUAAAGUGCUGGAUGUGUUAACUUGGAAACAAUACUCUCUGAUGAAUAAACGAGAAUUAAACGUGUUUGAGACUGAGCCGGAUAUAGGGAAAUUUUAUCCUGAUUUUUACGAGUUCUAUUUGACCUCCUGUAUCUAUGGCUGUAUGCUUGACUCUCUUGCAUCAGAGCAAUCUGCCAGAAUGUCAGCCAUGGACAACGCAUCCUCAAACGCCACAGACAUGCUGAGUAAACUAACUCUAAAGUAUAACAGAGCCCGACAGUCCAAGAUCACCCUGGAACUAAUAGAAAUCAUCUCAGGAGCCAACGCUCUUUAAUACGCUAAAUAUAUUAUAAAUUC
Messenger RNA from Theileria parva strain Muguga, 1164 nucleotides. It is a transcript of the gene ATPC, whose product is annotated as ATP synthase F1 subunit gamma. The transcript has 6 exons. Gene Ontology annotation, molecular function: proton-transporting ATP synthase activity, rotational mechanism. Lineage: Eukaryota; Apicomplexa; Aconoidasida; Piroplasmida; Theileriidae. The record is from RefSeq and is a predicted model, not a curated record. Gene Ontology annotation, biological process: proton motive force-driven ATP synthesis. The coding region runs from base 197 to 1141 and encodes 314 amino acids.